AAUCAGAAGAACUUCAUCAUUUCUGGCACCUGCGUCCGGUCAUCCCUCGAGCUGGAGUUGUCGUUGCUGAUUGUCAAACCGACCAUUUUGCUGCUGCUGCGAUGUCCGUGCUGCGAACCACCAUGCGUCUUCUACGCUCAACUCCGCCCUUCUGUACUUCUUCUGGACUACGAGGUGAACUUGCUGCUACAAAAACUUUUUCUCAUUCGAAGCGCUUCAUUCUUACCAGCGUGAAGUGUGGAUCAGCUGGAGUGCGCAUCCAUGAGAACUUCAUCCCAGCUACAAGCUGGAAUAUCAAAACUUGUCGCAGAUUUCAUCCAAGCAGAUGCCAAGCUUAUGCUGAUCAGGAUGUGAAUCAGGGGACCAAACUUCACGAGAAACUGGCCGAAAAAAACUACGACUCUAUAGACGUGGACUUGGUAGAAAAUGGGACGGUGGGAGUGAUAUAUCUGGAUAGACAGAAGGCUUUGAAUGCUCUAUCUGAAGCGUUAAUGAAUGAGGUGGUUGAUGCGUGCCAAACGUUUGAAAGCAUAGAAGAGGUCGGAGCUAUAGUAAUUACAGGCAAAGGCAAAGCCUUCGCGGCGGGAGCUGACAUUAAAGAAAUGAAGGACAAAACAUUCGAGGAUGCACACAAAAGUCGAUUAUUUUCCCACUGGAAUGCUGUUGCUGCAUUAAGAAAACCCACCAUCGCUGCAGUUAAUGGGUUUGCUCUCGGAGGGGGUUGUGAACUAGCUAUGGCGUGCGAUAUAAUCCUUGCUGGGGAAAAAGCUCUAUUUGGACAACCGGAAGUGAAACUGGGUGUUAUUCCUGGCAUUGGAGGAACUCAACGUCUCAUUCGAGAAGUGGGGAAGUCUAGGGCUAUGGAGAUGAUUUUGACAGGCAAAGCCUUCAUGAAUGCUGAAGAAGCUGCUCAAAGAGGAUUAGUAAGCCGCGUGGUUCCUGGAGACAAUGAAACUUUGGUUGCAGAGGCCAUUAAGGUCGCGAAGAGCAUUGCUGAAUUGUCGAGACCAACAAUCGCGAUGGCCAAAGAAGCUGUCAAUGCAGCCUACGAACUAGGACUCUCAGAAGGAAUCAAACGCGAGCAUUCGUUAUUUUGCGCUACUUUUGCUUUGGAAGAUCAGAAAGAAGGAAUGGCAGCGUUUGCUGAGAAACGAGAUCCUCAGUUUAAACACAAAUAAAUGAGAGGUAAGAAGGUCACUCCCACCUGUUCAUCACAGAGUGCAUGGACUGGGCUGGAACAGCUAUUUGGUCUACAGUAAGUGACGGAAGACUGAAGUGCCUUGCUCGCUCCACGUUGACACAAACAAUUCAGUGCAGUUCUUGGAUUUUAAGAGUAGUUCAGCUCUAAAACUUGGUCAGUUAAACUCACUCCAAAAACAGAGGAGGAAGUUUUGAAGGUUUAGUUUGUCGGCAACAGGAAGAAACGGACCUCGUUUAUGGACCAAGCUUUUAGUGCACUAGUGUGUGAUAUGUAACUUCUGUACAUUCUAAGUCCGUUGGUCCAAUGAGGCCUCCCUCAGAAUAUUAAAGUCUCGAUUUACUCUUCAUUUGGCAAUAAAACCUUGUGAGAAAUUCCAAUUUAAUUCCACCGUGAACUUGUAUGACUCGUUGGCCGGCACUCAGGAAAUCAAAGCUGGUUGAGCUGUGAACCUGAAAGGAUGACUGUUAUAACAUUCGAAAAGGUCGUAGUUGUCAUCGGUGCUGGCACGGUCUUAAAGGUGAUCGUGCAGCUUCACAAACAUGCAUCUCGACUUGCGAAGAAGGAAGCGUGCUUCUCUUAAGUCAUACGAGAGCGUAGACUUUG
Molecule: messenger RNA, 1804 nt
Organism: Marchantia polymorpha subsp. ruderalis
Lineage: Eukaryota; Viridiplantae; Streptophyta; Marchantiopsida; Marchantiales; Marchantiaceae
Source: the annotation of a GenBank genome assembly